Trichosporon asahii var. asahii CBS 2479 is the source of this 3660-nucleotide messenger RNA. RefSeq lists its product as uncharacterized. Bases 1 to 3660 code for a protein of 1219 amino acids. The record is from RefSeq and is a predicted model, not a curated record. Gene Ontology annotation, molecular function: zinc ion binding. The transcript is spliced from 3 exons. Lineage: Eukaryota; Fungi; Basidiomycota; Tremellomycetes; Trichosporonales; Trichosporonaceae.
AUGUUCGUCAUCAAGGCAACCCUGCGCGAUGAGACUCGCCGCAUCUCAUUCGACGUGAACGGGUUCCCCAACUACUCCGAAAUCCAGGACAAGCUUCGCGCAGCCUUUAGUCUACCCGCGACUGCCCAUCCCUUCUGGCACAACGUCCUUUUCUACCCUGACGAUGCUAAGAACUCUCGCAUCAAGUUCAAGCAGCACGUCUGCGACGCUGAUGACGCUGGUCAGCAACCUUUCAAGAGCGUCUCGGGCUAUCCCAGUCCUAUGCUCGUGUUCAACGUUCUGACUACCUCUGACCCUCGACUGAACGCCAUCCGUGACUACCACAAGGCCAGCAAGAUGCAGGCUAAAGCCAACGAACUCGAUGUCGCCAUUGCCGCCAUCGACGAGGACCUCUUGCACAGGCAUCAGCUGCUCGUGUCUUUGGAGGACAAGCUCCAGCAGUGUCGUCGUGAGGGGGAUGCGCUCGGCGUUUCGUUCUGGUCCGACCGCGUCGAGGAGAAGCGCCGCUCGCUUCCUCAGCUGAACGAGAAGCUCCGCAGCCUUCGCACCGAGCGCCGUGCCAUUGUUGAGGAGCUCGACCGCAUGCGUCCGUCAUCUCCCGGCCUCUCCCUGCGCCAGUGGGCCGACUCGCAGGAGCUUGACGAGAUCCGCCAGAUGCGUGACACCGAUCAAGAACUUGCCGCCUGGCAGAUCGAGAACGCCGACGCCACGUUCCCGCCCCUCGAGUCUGUCCUUAACGGUAGCUCUCGUUUCCCGACCUCGCGCUGGUCUUCCGGACCGUGGGGAAACAUGCCUCUCCCACCAAACAGCUUUCGUCGCCCGCUGCCUGACCCCCCGGCUGCUGGGGGCAUCGGUGCGAUUCGCGACAUCUUUGCUAGCUCGGCCGCGAAUGCGAUCCCCGCUCGUGAGAUUGGCGCCGUUCUCGACCGUUUCCUGGAGCACUUCCAGGGCCAGCUCUGCGAUACGCUUGACACUUUCGCCUCGCGCAUCUCCCCCAACCCUCCUCAGGAGGCCGCUGCGCCUGCUGAAGUUCCCGAGAUGAAGGCCGAGUCCUCCGAGCCGCACAUCCCCGGUGCCUUUGUUUCCUCGACCCCUGCCGCUCCUGCUGUUCCGGAGGCGGGGACCGCGACGGACGAGAAGAAGAAGGACAAGACGAAGAAGCACUGCCAUGGUCACAAGGGCGCAUACCGUCACAAGCACAUUACCUGCGACGGUUGUCUGACCGGUAUCCGCGGCAUGCGCUACAAGUGUGAGCAGUGCGCCGACUACGACCUCUGCGGAUCGUGUCUCGCAUAUCUCCACACUUCGGACCUGCACCCCGUUACCCACACCUUCCGUGCCAUGCUGCAUCGUGGCCUCGAGGAGCGCAUCAAGUUUGGUGGUACUGAGCCGACUCGUGCGACCCACCAGGCAAGCCGUCACCCAGCCACUUGUGACCUGUGCUCCGAGAACAUUGUCGGUGUUCGCUGGAAGUGUCUCAACUGUCCAGACUGGGACUGCUGCUCGUCUUGCGCUCGCUCUGUCUCUUUGACGCACCCCGGUCACAGCUUCGUUAAGCUGCACAAGCCUACCGACUACGUCGGUAACGCUGCGUGGGACGCGAAGAGCAACGUGCACCACCCCUUCGUCGUCUGCGACGGAUGCAACACUUCCAUCCGCGGACCUCGCUACAAGUGCAUGCACCCGAGCUGCCUUGACUACGACCUGUGCGAGAAGUGCGAGUCGCAACCCGUCCCCAUCCACCCCGAGGACCACCCCAUGCUCAAGACCAAGACCCCUCUCCACGUCAAGGUCCAGUCGUCGUUUGACCCUAUCAACGAGGUCUACGAUGACCACCAUCGCCGCUACCGCGUCUCGCCCCGCAAGGAGCGCAAGGCGCGCAAGCCCGAGGCUGAGGCGGAGAGCAGCUCCCAGGCUCAGAAGGCCGCUGAGGAGAAGCCUGAAGUCAAGGCCGAGGCUGUCCAGGUUGACAGCACUUCUGAGGCUGAGCCGUCGUUAAUUGACAUGAGCGAGACCCCAGUUCAACCCCCCAUCGACCGCGCGACCACUCCCAAGCCUGCUAAACCCGAGAACUCUCGUGCUUUCACCCGUGGCGAGGAGUACGCCAAGGCUCUCGAUUCUCUCUUCCAGACCCCUCUGCGUGUCCCCGGUGGUACCGUCAGCUUCAAGAAGGACUUUGACACUUCUCGCCUCGCCCAGAGUGUUGUUUCAAACGUCCAGAACAUUGCCGAGCGUGUGUCUCAGAGCGUCGCCAGCACUAUCGCCCAGGGUGCUGUUGCUUCUGCUGACCUCGGUGCCGAGCCGGAGCGUGCGCGCACUCCCACUCCCGUCGGUGCCUUCCCCCAGCAGGGUUACACCGUCCCGCCUCCCGUCAAGACUCCUCCCCGCAGCCACCUCGAUGCCCAGCAGAAGGCUGCCGCCGAGGCCGACAAGGUCGCUGCUAGCAUCAAGAAGGCUGAGGAGGCCGCGCAGGCCGAGCGCCAGAAGGCUAUGGCCGAGUCGAACCGCGUCAGCCGCGAGGCUGAGCGCGCUGUCGACGAGAGCAAGAAGGCGACGAACGAAGACUUUGUUUCGUCGCUGAAGCAGGCCGAGGAGGAGAUUCGCCAGGCGAUGAGGGAGAUCCGUGCCGAUCGCGCCCGCCGCGAGGCCGAGAAGGCCAAGGCGAAGGGCAAGGCCAAGGCUGUCGAGGUUCCGGCGCCGUCGCAGAUGGAGGAGACUGAGCGCGAAGACCCGAUCGUCAAGAUUAUCGCCGAUGCUGCCAAGCAGCACGCCGCUGCGUUCGAGAAGGCGCGUGAGGAGGAGAAGUCCAAGGAGGCUGAGAAGGAGGUUCCGAAGGAGGAGUCCAAGAAGACCGAGGAGACGCCCGAGCCCGAGCGUGUUGACCCCAUCUCGUCGAUUAUUGCCGCCGCCGCUGCGCCCAAGAACGCCGGCCAGGAGCCCGUCGGGCCCCACGACAUCUUCACUUGGGUCCGCCACGUUACGAUCCCCGCCGGCACUGUGCUCCCCGCCGGUGCCGAGUUCACCAAGACGUGGCGCGUGCGCCACUAUGCCAGCGGCUCGGAGUACAACUUUGACAAGCUCCGACUCGUGCACACGACAGAGGGCAAGCUCGGCCCUGCGUGCAAGACCGCCCAGGUCGUCUUCCCCAGCGACAUCGUCAAUGGCGGGGACGUCGAGGUGUCCAUCGCAGGCCUGAUCGUGCCUGAGGAGCCGGGCAAGGAGAUCACAGAGCAGUGGCGCUGGGAGGACGCUCAAGGCGUCGUCUACGGCCAGCCUCUGCGCGUGCGCAUCAACGUCGAGGCGGUCAGCUCGGGCGAGAGCUCCAUGCACGCCUCAUCCUUUGUGCUUCCCCAGCAGAAGCUCGCAACCCCGGGCACCGGUGACUCCUUCUACCUCCCUACACCCCGCGAGCUGCGCAUGGCCCACCGCCCCGCUCUCGACGCCGACGAGCUCAGCGAGGAGCUGCACUCGGUCGCCUCGGCCUCGGACGCCCACUCGGAGCUGCACGUUGUUGACGACGACGCCUCGUCCACCUUCUCGUUCAGCGACAUUGAGCGCGACUCGGCCGUCGUCAAGGGCGCGCAGACCGUGACCUCGGAGUCGGACGAGGACUAUGACUUUGUCGACACGACGGACGAGGACACGGAGAGUGAGAUGUGA